Molecule: messenger RNA, 7857 nt
Organism: Sphaerodactylus townsendi
Lineage: Eukaryota; Metazoa; Chordata; Lepidosauria; Squamata; Sphaerodactylidae
Gene: FLVCR1
Product: FLVCR heme transporter 1
Biological process (GO): erythrocyte differentiation; heme export; transmembrane transport
Cellular component (GO): membrane; mitochondrion
Molecular function (GO): heme transmembrane transporter activity; heme binding
Source: RefSeq, a predicted model, not a curated record
CGCAUCACAUUGGCUGAGAAAAUAGCCCAGGCAUGAGCCGAGUGGUCACCUGGACGCAUGCGAAAGCCGGCUGCUGUCAUCACCACCACCGGAGAGAGCCUGAGAAGCGCGUGUCGGGGUUCCACGGCCGUUUCCUUUGUCUCUUCUUCCAACCCCACCGCUGCUGAAUUUGGCACUGGGGAGGGAGCAGCGGCCGCUCAUUAACAGAUGCGGGGGUGGAACUAAUGGGCGUGUGAGGCUGCGGUGGGGGGAUGCUGAAUUUCUCUUGGGAGGGGAGCGCCGGGGGUGGCACCGGUGAAGUCUGGGGUGGCCUUAAGUGGAAGUGGGAUAGCACCAAGCGGAAAGGGCUACUGGGUUUGGAGGGACGCAGGCUAUCCUAAAGGGGGUAGUGCCUGGUGUGGGGGACAGUGAUUCAGGAGUCAUUCUCGGUGUGGGUAGUAGAGUUAGAGUGGAAGCCAGAUUGCAGCAGAACUUUCUGGGCAAUUAAGCAUCUGAACUGUGGAGGCAAGGCAGAAAGUGACGUGAAGACUAAUCCGGGUGUGGCCAUGGGUGGGGAGGGUGCUGACAUGGUGGAGGCUGGGGAAGGUGUUGAGGAGGAAGAGGGUGAUGAAAUAGUGGAGGUAGUACCACAGCCGCUACCCCUUCAGCUGAAUGGAUACAUCCUGGUUAGUGAGCCAGCACCCAGCAGCAGCUCCACACCUCUGAUAGCAGUGACUGAUGUGGAGGUUGGGGAAAGUUCUGCUCCUUUUCUUAAUCUUGAAGAGCUCCCGGAGACUGAGGCUAUGCUGUCCUCUACAUCUGAGCCAAAGGUGACACCUCGGCUGUCCAAGCGCAGGCUGGUGGUGCUGGCUGUGUUCAGUUUGUACUCCUUGGUGAAUGCCUUUCAGUGGAUCCAAUACAGUAUAUUGAGCAAUGUCUUUGAAGUAUACUAUGGAGUGUCCUUUGUCCAGAUAAACUGGCUUUCCAUGGUCUAUAUGAUCGUAUAUGUGCCCCUCAUCUUCCCAGCCACUUGGCUGCUUGACAUUCGGGGACUCCGACUCAUUGCCUUGCUGGGAUCUGGACUCAACAGUUUGGGUGCCUGGAUUAAGUGUGCUAGCGUCCAGCGGAACCUGUAUCCAGUCACUUUGCUGGGCCAAAUUAUCUGCUCCAUAGCACAAGUCUUUAUUUUGGGGCUGCCAUCUCACAUUGCCUCUGUCUGGUUUGGGCCCAAGGAAGUUUCCACUGCCUGUGCUGUAGCUGUGCUGGGCAAUCAGCUAGGCACAGCGAUCGGCUUCCUCUUGCCACCUGUUUUAGUUCCAAACACAGAAGGUAACUUUGAUCUCAUGGGACGUAACAUUAGCAUCAUGUUCUAUGGCACAGCAGCGGUAUCAACACUCCUGUUUCUACUAGCAGCUAUUGUAUUUAAGGAAAGACCUAAAUAUCCUCCAAGUCAGUCUCAGGCUGCCCUCUCAGAAGUGUCUCCAGAAGAUUACUCCUAUAAGCAAUCAGUUGUCAACCUCCUCAGAAACAUUCCAUUUGUGCUUUUGCUGAUUAGUUAUGGAAUUAUGACGGGGGCAUUUUAUUCAGUUUCAACUCUACUGAAUCACAUGAUAUUAGCUCAUUAUCAGGGAGAAGAAGUGAAUGCUGGGAGAAUUGGUCUGACACUUGUAGUAGCCGGAAUGGUUGGUUCAAUUAUUUGUGGUUUGUGGCUAGAUUACACCAAGACAUACAAGCAGACUACAUUAAUUGUCUACAUCCUCUCAUUUGCUGGGAUGGUUGUGUUUACAUUUACCUUGGACUGUGAACGCCUUGUAGUGGUAUUUGUGACUGGUGGAGUCCUUGGCUUCUUCAUGACUGGGUACCUCCCACUUGGUUUUGAAUUUGCUGCAGAAAUUACAUACCCAGAGUCAGAAGGCACUUCAUCAGGGCUUCUGAAUGCUUCCGCACAGGUGUUUGGGACCUUGAUGGGAGAACUUACAACUGCUUACGGACCACGUGUAGGAAACAUUUUUCUCUGUGCAUGGAUGUUUGUAGGCAUCAUUUUAACAGCUUUUAUCAAGUCAGAUUUGCGAAGACACAGUGUGAAUUCAGGGAUUAUGAAUUCUAACAUUAAAUCUGAGUCAGCUGAGAGCCCAGUAGAAAAUGAACAGAGUAAAACUACAUCACAAAGCCCAUCCAGCUCAAGAAUUUGAAACUUGAGAUGUGUGGAGACUCAUGAGGAUCAUGUUACACCAGGCAGAAGCAACAUGAUAAGUAAUUGUGAGGAUUUUAUGUCUGCAAAUAAUAAGGAAUUCCUGACUGGUGAUAAUCAUGCAGUAAACUGUAGAUGAACUUGUAAACUCCAGGUGAACACAAGGACAUGCAAUCUGUGGAUGACACAUUUUAACUUUGCUGUUAUUUAUAUUUGUAACCUUUUUUUAUUAAAAAAGUUGCACUAGCAAGAGUUUCUGAAUUUUGACAUUCCAUUUCUAGAAACUUUGAGAAAGGACAGUAAAACCAGAUGAAUGCUAUGACAGGACCAAGAGGUUGUAAAGAAAGUUGGCACAAUUAGCUGAUCUACAAACCCCGUUCUGUAUGUUCAAAGUGUGCACAGAACAGACAGGUAUAAAUGAAAGGGGUUUGGGAUUAUUUUUUACUAUAAAUAUAAUGAUAUUUUUAAACAGCUCCUUCUAUAAGAGGAGCAUUGCUUGUAGCACCACUCACUGUAUAAGAACACACUUUGAAUGUGUUGUACUGUGAACUGUGCUUGCCACUUCUGUUGGUUUUGAAACAGCUAUAAUUUCUGAAACCUUUUUGUAUCCAACCACUGAUCAGGAAGCUGCACAAACUCUUAAUAUUUCUUAGAAAUAUUUGACAGCUUAUAGAUGUGUGAAAAUAAAAUAAAAGCAUGGGGUUUUUUUAAUCUCCAGGUCUCUUAGAGCUUCAUCUAUCCUUUUUUCUCCUUUGAUUUCUAAAAAUGAGGAACAGACAUUAUUUGUAGUAUGUGAUUAGCCAAAACAAAAACCACAAAAACCGCCAUCUCUUACAGAGUUGCCUGUCUGUUUUCUCUUGCGUUGUUACUUGUGUGUUUAAAUUAUCAGCGCAGUGUAGGAAGGAAGCUGGGACAAGAAUACUGUAAGAAUAUAAACUGGGCUCUGUCAGAUAAUCAGAAGGCAAGCAGGUUUACAAGAAUACUGUGCCUUUUCCAACUGAAUGAUGUAAAGCAUGAUUGUUUAGUCUUACGUGUGCCCUCUUUAGUUUUUAAAGGAAAAUGCUGUUGUAUAUGUUCAGUUUGCUAUUUUGAUAGAAACAUGUCCUUGUUAUCUGUCUCUGUGUAAAUGUUAAUAGAAAAUGUUUAAAUGUAUUACUGUAUCACUUGAAUACAACUUGCCUGGAAGUAAAUAAUGGUUAGCUUUAAAUGGAAGAUGAAAAUGCUGCUUUUUCUGAGCCCAAUGAUGCUUCUAGUCUGAUUAUCAAAUACAUCCAAAAUAUUUCAGUAGCAUUCUGAUAUGUUAACCUUAGUAGGGAAGUAAGUCUCAUGACAGUAAAUAUAUCUUAUUUCUCCAACACUUUUGUUUUGAAUUCAAUGGGUAGGAAUCAUUAUCUAGGUAAAACCUGCUUGAGCCAUGGGACAAAGGAUAGAAAUAUAUAUAGAAAUAGAUAACAGUGUUUUAAAAUCACUUCAUUGGGAGAAAUUAACAAACAUAACUGACAAUUCCAUCAACACCAGUAGGAAUUAGGUUCUUAACGUGAGCUGGAUCAUCAUCUGUAGCUUUGAGAAAAUGAAGGAAUGAAGAACGAAGUACUGAAACACAUUAGUUGUACAAAAAGUGCUAGUAUCUUCCAUUAUAUUUUACAAUAAAUAUUUUAGUUUUUACUACGGUAAUACCUCACAGUCUCUCAGUAGGAUAGCUAGUAUAGCUGCCCAGAAUGCCAAGCAUCCUUUUGACUAUUGUUUCCUCAAUAAACUGGGAGAGAAGGUGAUUCUAGCCAUGCUGUUCCCUGUGUGCUAUUAUGCCCCUCUUUUUAAAAAGUCAUAAUAAUUUACAAAUAAGAUAUGUUUAUAGUGCAUAUUAAGCAGAGCAAUUCCACCACUUUUCUGAUUCCAUUUUGGACAGCCUUGUAGAGUCAAACAAAAAAUUGGGGCAGGAGAUGUUCCCAUAGGUGAUCCUAGAUGAUCAUCAUAGAGCAUCUCUUGAUUCUUGUUUUGAUUAAAAGCAAAGGGGCUGUUCCAGAUUUGGGCAGCUGACCAGGUCUAUCACUCGUUAGAGAUAUGUAAUUGAUAUGAUGAGAUUAAUGCCGUGUUUUGAAUAGGGAAGAAACUGAGCCUUGUUACUGCAUAGAUUUCAUUUUCAUUUCAUUUCACUUUGUAUUUAUACCCCGCCCUAUCCCCGAAGGACUCAGGGUGGCUAACAACAUAAUAAACAGAUACGUUCUAGCAAUAUAACACUGAUGAAUUACAUACAACUAAAAUAGAACCAGAUUGCAGAUGGAGACUUAACAUUUCAAACUAAACAACUUCAGAGAACAAUAACAGCAGCAUUUGCAGCACAUUAAUGUAUACCACUAAAUCUAUAAUAUCCAAGACAUUAAUCAUAAGUUAAUACAUUAGCAGUAAUACAUAACAAUAUAGCAAUAAUCCAAUAACAUCAGAAUAACAGUAUAUAACAAAUCAAAUAUAUAGAUACAUUUACAACCAUAUGUUUCCAACCCAUCAAUACAUUAACUCCACAAUAAUACAUAACAAUCAACUAAUGCAACAACAAGUAAUACAUUAAACAGUGCUAUUAAAUCAUUAGCAAUACUGAAGCUACCCCACAAUAGACUAUACUGCUGCAAAACCUAAAAGAACUACCUAGUUAAAGGGUUUGGCUACUCUACACCUAGCAAUGUACAAAAGAAUAACUACAGUCCCUAGCCAAAUACAGGGUAAACAGACUAAUUCACAAGUACAAAACUAACAACUAACUACUAAUUAACCACUCCUAUAUGCCAUUAAAGGUUAAAAUGAAAUGAAAUUAACCACUCCUAGUAGCCUAUAUUCCUAAUGUGAACUACAUUAAGCAAGGGCUGACAAAGAGUAAUGAUGAAAAAACUCAGCACAAAAGAGGCCAACGUCUCUUCUCCCUCAACCAAACUGUCAGGGAUUCCUGCCAUCAUCCCCUGUAAUUUAUUCCAUUGCUGGCAAUCUCCGCUAUUAUUGAAGGUCCAAGUUUAUUUCUGAGGGAAAACCUCUGCCACCGGUUCCCCACCGCUCAGCUCCUUGUUCCUUGGUGUAACAGAGGUUAAUAGAAACCUCUGUUGCACCUCCUACUGGUGAGAUGAGAUGGUUAACUCUAGUGCACCUCCUGUUGGUGAGAUGAGAUUGUUAACUCUAGUUUGUCACCAUAAUAGAUUGGGAACAAAUUUUGUUGUGGUCUGUGUAUUACCAGAGUUGGGUUAUGCAACUCUUCAAAUGCAUCCAUAGAAUUUUGUAGAGCUGUAGUCAACUAGGAAGAUAAAUUCUUUGUAUGUACUCUGAAGUGCUACUCAGUUCUCUGCUGACUGCUAUGAAAACCACUUCUCUGAGACUUGUUUUUUUAGUUUGACCUUUUUUGAGUAAUUGUUGUUUUUUAUUUAUGUGACCUUUCCAUGAUAGAAAUCUUGGGUAGAGAGUAUGUUGUCCACUCUGGGUAGAUGUGUUAUUAUUGUUUGCUUUGGAGAGUAACGCUAUGCAAAAUAUUGUAAAUUUUUGGCAUGAAGAAAGCUGGUAGGAAUAAUUCUUCCAGACUUUGUGCCUCCCUUCUGGAAUGAACUAUGCUUGCAGCUUUCUCUGGCUUAGGCCGCUUCUACAUGGCCCAAAGACAGCACCUUAGGGAUGGUAAAAACAGCGUCCCUCAGCAGCAGUGCCUGUGCUCACCCCCGCAAAUGGCACGAAAACACUGUUUUCAAAACCCGCUCCAUGAGCAUGUUUUUUGAAAAGUGGCGUCUUCCUGCCUGCGCAGUGUGAAGGGCACUGGCGUGAAAGCACCACUUUUGGUGCACUGCCUGUUUGCGUGUGUUGUUGGUCAGAGGGCAGCAUGGGCAUGUCACUUCCUCCCUCUGGAGCCUCAGAGGGAAGACAAGGUAAACAACACACGCAGACCAGAGGCGGCUCCAUGCAGAGCUGCCCCUGCGGUUUGCAGCAGCUUCAGCACAGCCUGCAUGAGACCGUUUGCACAGCCUCAUGCCUCCACCAGCAUUAAUUAUGCCAGUGGACAGUUGCUUCUGCCACUGUGCAGAAACGGCCGUAUAUAGGUAAACAUGACAUGUUCUUCAAGGAUCCCCCCAUCAGUCUUCAUUCUAGCACUGCUGCUUUAUUUUGCUAACCCUAUUGCCAAAUUCCAAUGCCGCUAAAUUCCAAAAAAACCCAGAAUUGCUGCUGAGUCUGAGUUCUUCAGAUGUAUUGGCUAAUGGCCUUCUGAUGAACCAAAGCCUCUCCCACGACCAAGAGUAAAGAAACAGCCUUCAGACCUGUCCUGUGUUUUUACAGUUUUAGGCUUGGAUUCUACCUCUGAGAUCUCAGAAUGUUAUUCUGUCUAUACCAGUUUCUACAGCUGCUUAGGUUGCCGAGUCUUCACCACGGGACCUGGUCAACCGAAAUCUUUCGAAUGCAUAAAGAGAAAAUGGUGCUUACAGCUGUCUCCUCUUUUUACUUUAUCCAGGAUGGAAACAUCUCCAUUUUCUUUCCGGAAUCUAAAGAUGGUAGCUAGCAUAUUCUCUGUGCCCCCUUCUUCUGUCCACAGGGGAAAAUAUUUUUUAUUAAAGUGAUAGCUUUUUUCCUUGUCUUGGGACACAGCAAAAGACAAAUGCAUUUCUGUACAAAGGCAGUCUAAUUAGGAUGCUUAUGCUUUCUGUUACUAGUUGGCCUUUCCACUUGCACUCACAAACAUUAAGAACCAUUCUGCUAGAUUGUCCUUAUAUUUUAUGGAUGGAUUUCAAGGGAACUUUGCAAAGCUACCAUUUCCGAAGUAUUAUGCCCUGGCUACGUGAGAUUGUAGUGUUGCUGUGUUUGGAGAAUGGCCAUUUCCCAGAGCCUGAGUCCCAGGCUCUAGAUGUGUUGGCCUUCUAGCCAACCAAUUAUGCACUAGGGUAUGCAGGUACAGAACCAGGUAUGGCUGGUAUGUAUAGGUCUAAGUAUUAUGAAUGUUUAAUGUAUGCACUGUUAAGCUUAUGUCAAAGUCCAGGUAUUUUUCUCAAGAUCAUGUUCUUAUGAUUGCUACCAAUAAGAAAAGAUCUUUUAAAGGUGUUCACUAUUUGAACUUCCUGGUACUGGAACAUUUCAUAGGGCUCUUGCUUCAAGACUAGCUGUAUAAGCUUAGGAGAGCCAUUACUAGGUUUCUGUCAUUUUCAGCCUAUCUUUAGCAUGGCCUUCAAAGUUUGAGAGAUGAGUUCCUUUGAGCUUUCAGUUUGUCACAAGUAAACGAUAAUCCUGUUAAAACAAUUUUUUUUGUCUUUGUCUCAUUGCCAGGUUUACCUUUGCAGUAUACCAACUACGUUUGACAAAGCAGAAAAAUACCUCGAAAAAUAGUAUUCUUUUUUUUUAAAGGCUUAAUUGUAGCAAAGACUAAGGCUAUGAAUGCUCUAAAAUAAGGCUUCAGGUAUAUUUUGGCAUUGUCUAGUCGAUAUGAAUUCGAAGUAAAUUUUGUUUAGUGAGACAAUGCUGACUACAUUAUUUAAAUAAUUUCAGAUUAGCUGGAAGUUAAUGAUAUUUUUCAAUACCACGUUAUAAAGGGAGACCUUGCGUAUGUCACCCUUAAUUCCUUAGUUGGGAUCCAAAGUGCUGAUUAAACUCAGGCAAGUGGUUUUGUGCAAACUUAUGUGAUUCUGGAUGAUUAACUGUGUUGGACAUUUAUUUUGAAUUAAAAAGUUGGAUAAAAA